Molecule: messenger RNA, 480 nt
Organism: Saprolegnia diclina VS20
Lineage: Eukaryota; Oomycota; Saprolegniomycetes; Saprolegniales; Saprolegniaceae
Exons: 1
Coding region: 80-400 (106 amino acids)
Source: RefSeq, a predicted model, not a curated record
CGCAGCCGUUCCGAACCCAGCGCUCGUGCUGUCACCAUCUUCUCUUCAUUUCACAAUUCGCAGCACGCCGACCACGAGUAUGGCCACCGUCAUGAGCAGCAUCUCGCACCGCUUCGGCCCGAUCGCCAAGAAGGACCGCAAGAGCCACCGCUUCGCGCCGUAUUCGGCCAAGCGCCCGGCCCUCCCCGAGUACGAGUCGUACCUCGAGGCGAUGGACUCGGCCGAUGAAUUCUGCGCCGAGACUGACGUCGAGACGCCCUUCAGCGCUGUCUUUGAAGACGACUUUGUCCGCCUCUCGAUCGAAGAAGAGCUCGACAUGGACCCGUCUCUCGACAUGGAGUGGAGCACCGAAGACCUCUCGAUCCUCCUCGCGCUCUUCUCCAAGGACGUCAAGGUCUAAGCAACCCCAGUAGCAUGUUAGCAUAGGCACCCUAAUUUAAAUCGUAUUAGUUAUAUAGCAAGGACAAGCGUAUGACUCUC